This is a messenger RNA of Thunnus maccoyii (southern bluefin tuna), 2802 nucleotides long. RefSeq names its product RING finger protein 11-like. The record is from RefSeq and is a predicted model, not a curated record. The transcript has 3 exons. Lineage: Eukaryota; Metazoa; Chordata; Actinopteri; Scombriformes; Scombridae. The coding region runs from base 532 to 996 and encodes 154 amino acids.
CGUCAUAGCCAACGGACUGAUAACAUGUCCUCCGGUUGAAGAAAGAGCUAGCAAGGAAGCAAACUGUUUAAUAUCACUCACGAAGUUAAAACGCGGAAAUGUCGCUACAGUCUAACACUCAGACCGCGCAGUGCUACAGUCACAGUCGGCGCUGAAGCAGAUAUUUGGUUGAAAUUUUGAUUCCUACGAAGGAAUGAGCGACACUUUUCAAGGAAGUCGCGCAGCUGGCUAGCGAAAAGUAGCUAGCUAGGCUGCUAGCUGCCGUUAGCAGGAGUUCUUUGUUUUGUUUUUCAGUUGGAUGUACGUGUAAACAUGAAGAGAAACUAGAUUGGACACUUGCUUAAGCAUUUGACGUUUAACUAGGAGUUUUAUAAUCAUGCACACAGUUUCUUUGGCAGCAGGCAGUUGAAGUGUACAUUAAUGGUUUCUGAGUUGUCAGAAAAACACAACUAACAAGCCGCCGAGCGCAACUUUAGCAACAAAGAUCUUCAUUUUUAACGUCAGCCAGGACAGGACGGGGAACACGAAGAUAUGGGCAACUGUCUCAAGUCUCCGACAUCAGACGACAUUUCUCUGCUUCAUGAAUCCCAGUCAGACAGGGCGAGUUUCGGGGACGGGACAGAUCCAGACCUGGAGCCUCCUCCGCCGUACCAGGAGCAGGCUCACAUGCCCAUGUACCAUCCCACACCCAGUCAGGCCCGUCUGGCCACCCAGCUGACAGAGGAGGAGCAGAUCCGCAUAGCUCAGCGCAUCGGCCUCAUCCAGCACCUGCCUAAGGGAGUUUAUGAUGGAGGGCAAGACGGCUCUGAGAAGAAGAUCAGAGAAUGCGUGAUCUGUAUGCUGGACUUUGUGUACGGGGACCCCAUCCGGUUCCUGCCGUGUAUGCAUAUCUACCACAUGGACUGUAUAGACGACUGGCUGAUGAGAUCCUUCACCUGCCCCUCCUGCAUGGAGCCCGUGGAUGCUGCCCUGCUCUCCACCUACGAGACCAACUGAUUUUUCACCCUUCCUUCCCCCGCAGUGCUUAGAUCAACGUGGCCCCCCUCCAGCCCCCAAACCCACACACAAACCUAACAACUGCCCUCUUAUAGAGUGAGAGGAGCUAAAAAAUGAUGUUGGCUGUUGUCUUGCACUUUCAAAAUGUCAAAAUUCACUCACCUAAUGUUGGCCUUCCAUGCCCCCCCUGGUCUGACACUAAAUAAGCUGGUCUUAAACAUCAACACGAGUCAGUAAGAAACUGUUUCCAGACAACCCUGCAUGAUUGUGUUUGUGUGUGUUUGUUGUGCUGAAGCAGUGUCCAGUGUUACGUUAUGUGGCGAGCACGUGGGAUUUGUGUGUCUGCGAGCUGUUUGGUGACUGUGCAUUUCCACUUGAGCAGGUCUCAGUGGUGUUUCCUCCCAACUGACCCCCAGUUCACCUUCAUUCCCAGUUACAUGUCAUCUAAAUGGACAAUUAGGUUUAAGAAAUGAUUGACCAAACUGCAAAGAGAUUUUGCUAGAAAUCUGUUGUAUUCAAUUUGAAGUUUCCUGUGGCAACGGUAAGCAAAGACUUCCUCAACAUUUUGAUCUCCAUUAACACGCUCUCAUGUUAAAAUGGCUCUACGCUUAGAGAUAUGGGAAUACACAAGUGGAGUCGACACUGUUGGUGAUAAUAAACAAGAAAUUGAGCCAAGGUUGUUAAGGAUUACGCAAAAAUAUGCACACACACCCUGCAGAAGUCAUCCAAAGUUUUUAGGUACACAGUAAUACUUAAAGGAGAUCAAGGCUGUAUGAUAUUUGUCUUUGGUUUCUCUAAAUGGCCACACUUAAAAAAAUGUUUUGUGUUGAAAGGGGAAAACAAUGUUGUGUAACGUGAAUGUUUCACCAGACGGUGUGUAAAGUAGCUGGCAGCCAAUGUAAAGGGCUCAUUUGUGCAUGGGCAGGUGGAUCAGUCAGUUAAAAAAAAAAUUAGAAAUGCUUGCACACACUUUCAUCUGAUCCAGAGAUUUGCACUUUACUUAUAGGACAGUAUCUAAAACAAUAUAUUAAUAUAUGUACCUUAUAACCUUGCACUAUCAAUACUUCAUUCCUGUUUUUCCUGAGAUGCAAAAGUUAUAUAGCUGAUAAAGAUAUUUUCAAAGCUGUCAGUAGUUACUUAUCACAUUAAAGUAAGCCUGGAGAUGUAUUUCAUGAAAUCUGUGAUUCAGUAGGGUGAGCCUCUGCUUUGUUCUGCUUGAUUUGACUCGUGUGUGUUUUGUGUGUAAGUGAAGGGACAGAGGCUUGCUCCGGUUUAAGAAAGAAAAGAGGUGAGAUUUAAGGUGAGUUUUAAACUGUUUAAUUUUGAAUUUUACAUAAAUACAGCGUCACUUUCAUUAUUAUACAUCACAUUUUUGUUUUAUUACACUAUGAUUUAUGUUUUUUUGUUGCUCUAUUUCCAUUCAUUGUAGCAGUGGUUACAGGGAAUUGUUUGGUGGUAGUGUGGCUGUCUGUUACUGUCUGUUUUACCUUAAUAUUUUUUUUGUUACAUUUGUGUAAACUUAAUUGUGUAUUUAGGACAGUAAGUAUAUAGCUUUUACACUGGUUUAAGAAGCCUGAUUGUGCAAACCUCUGUCCCAACUGAAUUUCAGAGUGAGAAACUUCUCUUACGGUGUGACGGUUUUCAAAUGAGAUAUCAUGUUUUCCAUUGAGCUUUCCUUUGCUGUGUUUUUCAACUUAAGUUUAAACUUAAGAAUUAAUAUUUCCUGUAAUCUUGUUUUAUUUCUUUUUUUUUGGAUGGCUAACAAGCCCUCAUGUAAAAAAAAAAAAAAUAAAUGAGGAAAAAACA